Molecule: messenger RNA, 2416 nt
Organism: Mastomys coucha (southern multimammate mouse)
Lineage: Eukaryota; Metazoa; Chordata; Mammalia; Rodentia; Muridae
Gene: Lax1
Product: lymphocyte transmembrane adaptor 1
Biological process (GO): antigen receptor-mediated signaling pathway; immune response; lymphocyte activation
Cellular component (GO): plasma membrane
Source: RefSeq, a predicted model, not a curated record
UCCUUAACCACGUGGACCCCAGAUGCCAGAGUGCCUAUGGCAAACAGGAGGGCUGAGGAUGGGUUUGCUGCUGUCUGGGUAGAGCUGAGCAUUUCCUGUGCCCUGUGCCUCAUUAGCACACCGGUGGAGGGUGCUUCCUGUCAGCGACUCUUUCCACUCUGCCAGAGUGGCUUGCUGUUUUCACACUGCCCUGGGGAUUGGAGGAAGAAGAGUUUCUCACGAAAUCUCUGGGCCUCUUGGCAGUCGUCCCCCUUCCUGACCGGCCCCUCAUGUUUCCAUCAACUGGCAGAAACUCGAGAGUGGCCCCACCACGUCACACUGGGAGCACCAACAGCUGGUGAGAAAGAGCACGUCUCCAGCCGUGGGCCUUGUGGCCUCCUCCAGGAAACCAGAUCGGAUACCUCUGAGUCUUGUACCAACUCAGCCUGGAAUUGCAGGUGAAGCAACUUAGAAAGAGCUAAGGAACGUGGAAGCCGUACUGGCUAGUCAAUCCCGACGCUGAGAAGGCUUAGAAGCUGCAAAGCCCCUCAGAGGUCCAGUGAUGUACACCAGCCUGGCCCCUCCAGAGGUCACAAGAAGGAACUCAGAGCCCCGCACUCAGCAGGGGACAGUUGGCAGCCUGGAAGGAGAGAAAGGCCAGAUCAUCUUCCCAGGCUUUGUAGUGCUCCUGAGCAUCUUCCUGGUCAUCAUAGCUGCCUGUAUCCUGUGGAGCUGGAAGAAACAGAAAAAGCGGCGCGUUCCUUACUUCCAAGUUGCUCCAUCACUGACUCUGCCUCCGCCCAGACAGCGAGCCAAAAAUAUUUAUGACUUCUUGCCCCGGCAGCAGACAGAGCUGGGGAGACAUCAGCUGAGUGGUUUUAGUACCGAGAGCCUCCUCUCCUCAUCUGACAGCCCUGAGCCUGAGGCCCCCGGAGGCAGUGGCUCCCUUCAGAUGCAUAGAGUGUCUGUUCAUGCUGUGGAAUACACAGUAGGCAUCUACGACAAUGGCACAGCGCCCCAGAUGUGUGGGCACCUGGCCUCCUCGGCACUUCAAGUCUGUGUCAGAACUUCCGGAGAUAAGGCCAGCAUUUCCUCCAAGGAGUCAAACGAUUAUGUCAACAUCCCUAUAGCAGAGGACACCAGUGAGACUCUAACCUGCAUCGAAAGCACUCCUAAAAAUCCCCUUGGUCUUCCAAGUGCCCUGCGGCUGGAGUUUGCUGAAGGAGGGCCCACAGGCUGUGGGAAUGCCACCGACCACACUGGUGUGUGGGCUCCAGGACCGGAGUGCAGUGAUUCACUCAGCAAUGGAGACAAUUCAUCUCAGACUUCAAACGACUACGUCAAUAUGACAGGGUUGGAUCUUGAGGACAUCCAAGAGAAUCGGCCCAGGGGAGCUUUUCAGUGCUGCAGAGAUUAUGAAAAUGUCCCAUUGGUAAAUACCAACGAAAGCCAGAUGCAGACUCUGGAAGAGGUGACAUCGUCAACUACAGAUCACAAGGAGCCUGUCUGGAGGACCCUCUCUCCAGCGUAUGGUACGGCAUUUCAGCCGUCCGCAUGCAACGAGGACAGUGCAGUGGUCCAUGGAGAAGAGCAGUCAAGCGAAGACUCUAGUGACUAUGAAAAUGUGCUGGUUUUUGAGUUAGAAGGGAGGGAUGGAAACGGGCCUGGCACUCAGCAUCCUUCUGAUGAAGGAACACCACCAGGCGACCUAGCCGGAAAGCUUUGUGAGGUGGUCUACCCUGCUGGGUCUUUAGCCACUGAAACAUCUGGUGAAGACGCCUGAAUGGCCUCGCAUCUCGCAGGACUCACUUGGUUAGGCAAAGGAAGCAGAGAGGAACUGGGCACUUAGCAGGCUUCCCUAAAGCAAAAGUUUAGCAAGUCCAGAGAAUCCUUCUCCAGCAAGACUGCUGUUAGCUCUCAGGCCAACUGAAGAAAGUUAGUGACACUAUGUCACGGGGAUGUUGGGGGCCGGGAAGCACAUAGCACUUAAGAGUGGAAGGCGUGACGUGGUAGAAAAUAAUCACUGUCACAAACUCCAGUUGGCUGCCGAGCAGGAGAGCGGAUUAUUCUGUGGCCAAAAGGAGGAGCAGGCAGAGGUAGGGCAGGGGAAGAGCUGGUGAGGGUGUAGAACUACAAGGGUCCUGUCGCUGCUGGUGGACUGCAAAUCAUACCUGCCAUAGGAGCCAUCCGUUUCAUCCUUAGGAAUUGAAACUAGUUUUAAUGUGUACUGGAGUUGUACAAAUAAGUUCAUCUGUUGUAGAUAAGGAGAGACACAUUCCCUUUAAACGGUCUCUAUUUUAUAAGCCUGAGUGAUAUGUGGCCACUUUCUUUCUUUUUUUUUUUUUUUAACUUUUAAUUCUCUGUGGAUUUCACAUCAUGCACCCCAAUCUCACUCAUCUCUCUAUGUCUUUCUAUCUGCCCUCCACCCUUGCAGCCU